UUUUCAGAUAAGAAAGGAGUAAUUCAAAUGCAAUUACAUAAACAAGAAGAUCAGAGGGGAAUUAUCCUGAAGAGUAUAAAAUGAACCAAGAGUCUCAGUCAUCACAGCACCAGCUCACCCAUACAAAGUAAGAAUGCCUGCCAUCUUCCUGAUGUGCCUGCUUUUUGGUCUUGCGUGCGGGCAAGCAAUGUCUUUUUGUACUCCGACUGACUAUACAAUGCACAUCGAUAGGCGAGAGUGUGCUUACUGCCUGACCAUCAACACCACCAUCUGUGCUGGGUAUUGCAUGACACGGGAUAUCAAUGGAAAACUGUUUCUUCCCAAAUAUGCUCUCUCCCAAGAUGUUUGUACGUACAGAGGCUUCAUCUACAAGACUGUGGAAAUACCGGGAUGCCCACACCACAUUGCUCCUUAUUUCUCCUACCCUGUUGCUGUAAGCUGCAAAUGUGGCAAGUGUAAUACUGACUAUAGCGAUUGUAUACAUGAGGCCACCAAGACAAACUACUGCACCAAACCCCAGAAGUCCUAUCUGGUGGGAAUUUCUGUCUAAUUAAAAAAAAAGAAAAAGAUACAAUUUGCA
This is a messenger RNA of Fukomys damarensis (Damara mole-rat), 580 nucleotides long. RefSeq names its product thyroid stimulating hormone subunit beta (gene Tshb). Gene Ontology annotation, cellular component: extracellular region; cytoplasm. Gene Ontology annotation, molecular function: hormone activity. Gene Ontology annotation, biological process: G protein-coupled receptor signaling pathway. The coding region runs from base 134 to 550 and encodes 138 amino acids. The record is from RefSeq and is a predicted model, not a curated record. The transcript is spliced from 3 exons. Lineage: Eukaryota; Metazoa; Chordata; Mammalia; Rodentia; Bathyergidae.